Messenger RNA from Amorphotheca resinae ATCC 22711, 303 nucleotides. RefSeq lists its product as hypothetical. The record is from RefSeq and is a predicted model, not a curated record. The coding region runs from base 116 to 277 and encodes 53 amino acids. Lineage: Eukaryota; Fungi; Ascomycota; Leotiomycetes; Helotiales; Amorphothecaceae. The transcript has a single exon.
GUAAAGUGAUUUGAUAUUUCCUGUAUACCUAUAUGCACAUUCCCUCCCUUUCCUCUUUUCUGGUGCAAACGACCUUAGCCAUCUAGCUAGGUUUUCCAAUUCCAAACCUCCGUAGAUGAUACAAUAUAUCACAGUAGAUGUUUCAGGUUUGUUACUUAUCUGCCUUUAUUUUGGAAUCAUGUUCUCACUUGGAACCUUCCGUACCGCCCUUACAGGAGCGAAAGAUGUCGAAGACUGUUUGAAGAAACCGUGCGGAGCAUCAAUGAUUGAUCAUUGAUUGAUUGACGUGGUUUCCUUGGUGCC